UUCAGGAGAGCGCAGCGCAGGAGGAGGCUUUGGGACAGAGGAUGGCUCUGCGCUCUGCAGCGUUGUGGCUCCUGGUGUUGGAGGUGGUCGCUCUGCCCCAGAUGUGCCUCGGCUCCUCCUCACAUUCCCUCAAAGUUGUCUACUUCGGUGUCUCGGAGCCCAGUCAGAGGCUGUCCCACUUUGUUGUUCUGGGCUAUUUGGACGGUGAGCUCUUUGCUCACUAUGACAGCAACAGCAGGAAGAUUCAGCCACGAGUCUCCUGGAUGGAGAAAUCAGGGAAGGAUAUUCCCCAAUGCUGGCAGGCUCUGACUGAUAUAGCACGUACCGAAGAUGAUGAGUUCAGAAGACAGAAGGAGAAAUCAGGGUCUCCCUUCAAUAAGAACGAAGAUCUUCAUACGGCACAGGGCAUCGUAAGCUGUGAACUCCGAGGAAAUGGGAGCGAAAGAGAGUUUUACUUAAAGGUGGCUUAUAAUUUGAAAACUGAAUACACCUUCAGCGGGUCUGAUCAUCCCAAGAGGGAAGUCUGCAUUGAGUUGCUAGAGAAGUGCCUGUUUUAUAGGAAUGAGACGCUGAUGAGGACAGAGACCCCAGUGGUGACAGUGAACAGCAGGACGGAGGUGGAGGAUGGGAUGGAGAUGCACAUCUGCCAGAUAUAUGGCUUCUACCCCAGGGAAAUCAAUGCCUCCUGGAGAAGGAACGAGGACAUCUGGCUGAAGAACACCCUCCAUGGGUCUGUGGCCCCCAAUGCGGAUGGAACCUACCACUACUGGCUCAGCAUCCGGAUCGACCCCAAAGAGAGGGGAUGCUAUGAGUGCUAUGUGGAGCAUGACGGCCUGCAGGAGCCUCUGGCCCUGGCCCUGGGCCUGGCGGUCCCAGAAUCCAACCUGGGCCUCAUCAUCGGCUGCGUUGUGGCUGGUCUUGUCAUGGUGUGUGUGAUUGUUGGGACUUUGAUGUUCUUGAGAAAUCGCAGUUCUUGCUGGGGAAAGCUGCAGGGAGCUGCUUCUGUAUGAAGAAGACCAUUUUUGCAACUUCUAGGAAUGCUUGGCAGAUGGAGGAAUGAAAAGGGGGAGAAGAUAGACUUAAGAUACAAGAGGACCUUGCCAGACUUGAACAUUAGGGGCCAUCUAACAAAAUGAAAUCCAAUGGUGAAAAAUGUAAGGUUCUACAUUUAGGCAAGAAAAACCAAAUGCACAGGUAUAAUAUAGGUCAGUGAUGGCUAAUGUUUUUUGGAUCAUGUGCCAAAAACAGGGGGAGCACUGAGGGGCCAUGCACGGGCGUGCCCACACUCAUAACGCUAUGCGUGCAACCCCAGCGGGCAUGCACCCAUGACACCCCCCAAUGCAUGUGUGCAUUAACAGUACUCCCCCUGCUUUUGGCACACUUUUUUCACCCUCCCCAGGCU
Thamnophis elegans (Western terrestrial garter snake) is the source of this 1402-nucleotide messenger RNA. RefSeq names its product major histocompatibility complex class I-related gene protein-like. Gene Ontology annotation, biological process: immune response. NCBI's taxonomy places the organism in Eukaryota, Metazoa, Chordata, Lepidosauria, Squamata, Natricidae. Gene Ontology annotation, cellular component: external side of plasma membrane. The transcript has 6 exons. Bases 42 to 1010 code for a protein of 322 amino acids. The record is from RefSeq and is a predicted model, not a curated record.